Messenger RNA from Nilaparvata lugens (brown planthopper), 2804 nucleotides. RefSeq names its product ankyrin repeat and SOCS box protein 3-like. The coding region runs from base 246 to 2003 and encodes 585 amino acids. Gene Ontology annotation, cellular component: nucleus; cytoplasm. Gene Ontology annotation, molecular function: protein binding. NCBI's taxonomy places the organism in Eukaryota, Metazoa, Arthropoda, Insecta, Hemiptera, Delphacidae. The record is from RefSeq and is a predicted model, not a curated record. The transcript is spliced from 2 exons.
AGAAAAAGUUUGAUUAGAAACUUCUGGAUUGAUGAGAGGUUGCCUAUUCUUAUUUGCUGUGUAACUUUCAUAACUCAUUCAUGAUUAAACUUUCAGGUAUCGUCAAAUGUUUUAAUUUUUGUUGUUUUCAAUCUAAAAUUGCUUGAAAUUUACAUAAACACUUUUGGCACGUGUACAGUGGAACCUAUGAAGUGAGCUACAUAUCCAGCCGACUAGGAACCGUCCAAAAAUUUAGUUUUACAAGGAUGGACUUCACAGAAGAAAAUCCACUAUCUGUGUCUAGUGUGGGAGCGGCUGUACGGAACAAUGAUUUUGUAGCUGUGAGACGAGCAAUAGCCAAAGGGAGAAGUGUUGACUUGAAGGACAACAGAGGAUGGUCACCACUCCAUUAUGCAGCCAGCAAAGAUUACAUAGACUGUAUACAUGAACUGCUGUACGCUGGAGCAGAAAUUGAUAUCAAAACACAUGAGGGAGAGACUCCAUUGUAUUUGGCAUGCGCUAACAACUGUUAUGAAGCUGCUGUUAUUCUGCUUGAAGCUGGAUGUUCGGUCAAUUUAUCCAACAAUGAAUCUAUAACUCCCUUGCAUUGUGUAGCAAAACAUGGAUUUGAUAAUCUAGCCAUAUUACUGAUGAAUAAAAAAGCCAAUGUGAAUGCUCGAGAUUAUGACUAUUACACACCACUUCUGGAAGCAGUGAGGCAUAACCAAGCCAGCACGAUUUGCAUUCUUCUUGGUCAUGGUAAAGCACUUCAAGCUAUCAGUGACUCCUCGAGAAACUUACCUAUCCAUCAUGCUUGUCUCCUCGGCCAUACUGAAAUUCUAGAAAUUUUACUCAAAGGUUGCCAAUACAGCAGUACUGCACAACGCCAACUGUUCGGUAAAAACUACUUGGAGAAGGUUGUAAAUUGGAUGAACAUAGAUGGGUACACGCCACUAAUGCUAGCAGUGCAAUCGCGUAACCUGUCAAAUGUCAAAUUACUUUUGAAAUUUGGAGCUGACGCUAAUAAAGGCUUUUGUAUAAAGCAUGGCCUUACAUCACUACACCUUGCAGCUUACUAUGGAGACUUACCAAUUCUCAAAGUGAUUCUGGAUGCAACAACGAAGGAAACAAUAAGAAAAACUUGUUCUGGAGAUUCAAACAAAAACUUGAGAAGCAGCUUGAUUUGUAAUGCUAUCCUAUCAAAAUCUCAAGACUGCUUGGAAUUCCUUUUGGAUUAUGGUUUUGAGAGUGAAGUGUUGAAUGCUAAAUUUUUGGACACAAAUCCUAUCGGCUGUCUUUUCAGGAUUAGAUUUCUCAAUACUCAACCUCAAUUUCUUCAAAUCUUGUUGAAAAGUGGGUAUGAUCCUAACUGUCUGCACAUUGAUAAUUAUUCUAAUUUUACGUAUUUCACUGCUACCAUAGAGGAUCUUUCUCUAUCAAAUGAACAAAUUGAGUAUGUUGUACAUCAAUUAGUAGAUCAUGGAUUGAACUUCUCCUAUCAACAGAGAGGAACAUGCCAUUUUAUGGCUUCCUGUAUCAAAGGUCUUCGUUUCAAAUUGAUACCGUAUUUGCUACAGAAAUUCCAUGUUACGGAGCCUUAUCUUCUACUGGACUAUAUCUUGCGUUCGCAGAAUAGGCAUGAUUCGUGCCAAAGGCCUAUGUCCACAUUGAUCACAUUCUUGAGUCAUUACGUGGAUCCAUCCGGUGUCUCACAUACAUUCAGAAUUCCAGCUAUUACAUCACCUGAAAGAGAACCGCUCAUCAAUCUUAGUCAUUCACUGACAUUUCCGUCUUUGAAAGGUAUGGCCCGUUCAGCUAUCCGAAAACACUUACAUUCUGCUUGUGAAACCAAUCCACAUCAAUUUAAAGUCAGACUCAACAGCCUUGACUUACCUGCGUCCCUCAUAUCUUACCUCAAUUAUGAGGAAAUGGUAACAUUUUAUGAAUCAUUGGAGAAGAAUCACACUACACAAAUGGAAGAAAAUGUUUCAACAUUGUACGAGUCGAUUGGCCUCAGCGAGUGAACUGAAUCUAUUGUGUAUUGAAACUUAAAUUUACGAACAAGUUUUUUUCCUGGUUGUAUGUAUUUUCAUCCCGGUCGUAUGUAUUUUUAUCCCGGUUGUAUGUAUUAAAUUCAAACUUGGCUGAGUAUGGUCAUCUAACCAAUCGUAUGAACAAGUGAUAGAAAAUGCGAUUACCUCAAUGAUCAUGUAAAAUUUAAUAGACAAAAACGGGUCUUUAUUUCUUAUGAGGUUCAUAAAAUGACGGUAUAGGUUCGAAUCUUUUUCAAUAGAUGGGAUAACUAGAUGAAUAAUAAAAAAGACAAAUUAAUAAAAAAAGUUGGUAAAUUAACAAUAAUUUUUAUUUUAAACAAGAAAUGGUAGUUUUUACAUAAUUAUUCAGUACUGGUGUUUGAUGAUAUAUUAUUGAAAUUAAUUUGUACUGAACAGUUUAUUCAAGGUCAAUGAAGGUGAAGGACAUUGGUUUUGGUUGGACGGAAUUGACGUCGUACUACUUGAUGUAAUGAAUCUGGUAUACAUGUAGAUAGGAAAGGGAUACGACCCUCCACGGUGCUUGGAGGUUGCAUGUACACAGAUUCUGGAAGGCAUAUUGAGCCUUUCACUAGUCUAUCAAAAUUAUUGAUAAUUUUCCCCACUGGAGUCGUCAGAAACAGACGCUUAUGAACUCUGUCAAUUGCUCGAACUAUACCUGCAACAAUUAAAAUUAUUCCUUAAAAUUAUCACUUAAUUGAAUUAUUUUCAUAUGUACUCAUAAAUACAUCUAAAUGAUAAAUGUCGAAAAAAAUAAAAAAAUGUCGAAUGGAA